Aspergillus candidus is the source of this 1560-nucleotide messenger RNA. RefSeq names its product putative MFS transporter. NCBI's taxonomy places the organism in Eukaryota, Fungi, Ascomycota, Eurotiomycetes, Eurotiales, Aspergillaceae. Gene Ontology annotation, biological process: transmembrane transport. The transcript is spliced from 3 exons. The record is from RefSeq and is a predicted model, not a curated record. Gene Ontology annotation, molecular function: transmembrane transporter activity. The coding region runs from base 1 to 1560 and encodes 519 amino acids.
AUGUCAGACAGAUCUUCGACGCACUCGUCCAUUACCCAGGUCCCACCCCAGGCACUGUUGGACAACGGACGGGGAUCCAGACAUGGGCCAUAUUUUGACUCACUACCAAACACGCCCAACACCUUGGUUCAAGACCAGGGACCUAUGUCCCAUCAUGACAUGGCCAUGGCCAAGGAUGGCUACGAGGAGAAGGACGCCGCACAGUACGAGCGUUUUUCGCCGGCGCGGAAAGCCGUCAUUGUCUCGAUACUCUCGUACUGUGCGUUCCUGGCACCCAUAUCGUCCACGGCCAUCUUGGCGGCAGUACCUGAGCUAGCAAAGACAUAUGAGACCACGUCGGACAUCAUCAACGCGAGCAACGCCCUAUAUCUGGCCUUCAUGGGCAUUGCCUCGACAUUCUGGGGGCCUGUCAGCCAAGUCUGGGGUCGUCGUCCGAUAUUCAUCGUCAGCGGUUUCUUGUUCUUUGCAUUUACCCUCGCCACCACUUUGUCCCCGAAUCUCCCAGUAUACUGUGUCUUCCGAGUCUUGACAGCCUUUCAAGGCACGUCCUUCCUCGUGGUUGGUAGCUCGGCCAUCGGAGAUAUCUACGAGCCACGAACCCGAGCCUCCGCAAUGGGAUGGCUCCUAUCAGGCAGCAUGACAGGACCUGCUCUGGGGCCUUUCUUCGGCGGCGUGAUCGUAACCUUUCGACCCUGGCGAGUCAUCUUCUGGCUCCUCACAGCAAUGACCGGCCUCGCCUGCAUACUCUUGAUCUUUUUCUUCCCCGAAACCAUUCCCGCAACAACAAAGCUCGAGUUGCAAGGCCGUCCCCUCCCCACCCAAGCCAAGCUUCUCUGGCAACGCGUCUCCCCCACCCGCGUCACGGGCCUCCUUAUAUCAUACCCCAACCUCUUCCUCACCGGCCUCGCAGCCGGCGCCCUCGUCUGGAACCAGUACGCUCUGCUCACGCCCAUCCGCUCGCUACUCAACCCACGCUUCCACCUCACGACCCCCAUCCAAGCAGGCCUCUUCUACCUCGCCCCAGGGGCGGGUUACCUAGCAGGGACCUUCGUCGGCGGACGCUGGGCAGACCACGUCGUCCGCAAGAGCAUCCACCGACGCAACGGGCUCCGCAUCCCAGAAGACAGGCUUCUCUCAUGUCUACCCUACAUCUGCAUCGCCUGCCCCGGCUGCAUCCUCGUCUACGGCUGGACGGUCCAGACCGAAGUCGGCGGAAUCAUCGUCCCCGUCCUCGCCAUGUUCGUGCAGGGCGUCGCCCAGCUCUUCUGCUUCCCCAGCCUCAACACCUACUGCCUCGACGUCAUGCACGACAAGGGCCGCAGCGCUGAAGUCGUCGCUGGUAACUACGUCUUCCGCUAUGCCUUUGCCGCCCUGGGAACAGGUGUCGCCCUCCCUGCUAUCGAUGGUCUCGGCGUCGGCUGGUUCAAUACUAUAUCUGCGCUGUUCUUGGCACUCAGCGGCGGCGGGGUGUGGUUGAAUGCUGUGUUUGGGCCUAGAUGGCGUGAGGCUAUCGACGCGAAGCAAGAGAGAAAGAUUGCGAGACAGAAGGGGAUAGAGUGA